UCCUCUCACAUUGGCCUCCCAAAGUGCUGGGAUUACAGGCCACCAUGCCCGGCUUUCUUGAUUUUAAACUCUAAGACAUUGCCUUUGUCUCCCGAACAUGAAACUAUCAGUAAAGCUUCAAAGUAAGAAACCUUAAUUUUGUUUUUCCAUUUUCAGAUUGUCUUUUUUGAACACAAGGCCAUGUUUUGCUAUUUCAUAUUCAACCACAAAGUAAAGUUAAAACCCUGUAAGACCGUAUUUAGUAACUCAUCUUGCUGUCUAAUGGGUUAAGCAGUCAGGGAUGGGCAGCCAGGGCUGAAGUGUGAUAAGCCUUAUUUUUCCUAGUCCAAUUCCCACGUCUUAGGAAGAGUGAAAGAUGGUUGAAGAGGUUUGACUAUGGAAGGACAGGUGAAAAAGCUUAGACUGAACCCAGAAUAUGGUAGAUUUUGUCAUGAGAAAGUACCAUGGUUCUUCUCAUUGCUUUUCAGGAGCCCCCCAAAAUAAAUUUCUCCCUCUUUAUCUGCGAUUCUUGGUUUAAAGUACUGUAUCAAAGGUGCUAGAGUGGCUCGGAACUGUUAUCCCCGAGGGCUGGGCUCUGCCUCCACACGUGCGAGUGUCAGGUCCUGUUCUUAGAGUCAGGUACACAGGAGCGAGCACCGCCGAGCUCACGGUUAUUAGGGGGAAGAUGCUAGAUACGGAAGUGAGCAACUCAAAUGUCAUAAACCAGGAUGCUGGGGCGGCGCAACAGCCUCCAUUCGCUUCUUCACUCCCUGGGUAAUGGUGAGCAGCCAGUUCUUCCAGGCCUUCCAGCGCCGGAGCCUCGGGCGUGGACAAAAAGCGUCCGUGCUCAGCCUGGGCCAGUUGGGAGCCCCCAGUCUCCGAGGUGGAAGAACAGUGCCCACCAGCGUGGUGGGGCUGCGGCCCGGAAACCCUGGGGGGAGCCCUGAGCCCUGGCGGGCUCUCGCCGCGUGGGCGCCGGGCAGACGGUUGGGGUGCGGGGCGGGGCCCGGCCGGGGGCGCGGGGCUCCAGGCCUCCGGGCUCGCCCCAGCCGCUCGGGGCCGGCGCACCGAUGGCGUUUCUAAGGUGACGCCGUCCACACCGGCCUUCUCCGCGGGCGGAGGAAACCCCUAUGAACCCUUCGGCCGCCUUCCUCGUCGGGCGCCAGAACAUCGGGUCAGAAGUUGAGAUUUCCACUAUUGAGAAACAACGGAAGGAGCUGCAGUUGCUCAUUGGAGAGCUGAAAGAUCGAGAUAAAGAGCUCAAUGAUAUGGUUGCAGUGCACCAGCAACAACUGCUUUCAUGGGAAGAGGAUCGGCAGAAAGUGUUGACAUUGGAAGAACGUUGCAGCAAACUGGAAGGUGAACUACAUAAAAGAACUGAAAUAAUCAGGUCACUUACGAAGAAGAUAAAAACCCUUGAAUCCAACCAAAUGGAAUGCCAAACAGCUCUCCAGAAGACCCAACUACAGCUUCAGGAAAUGGCUCAAAAGGCAACACAUUCUUCUCUUCUCUCUGAAGACCUUGAGGCUAGAAACGAAAGCCUCAGCAACACGUUAGUGGAACUUUCUGCUCAGGUAGGACAGUUACAAGCUCGAGAACAAGCUCUCACGACAAUGAUAAAGCUAAAGGACAAAGAUAUUAUUGAGGCAGUCAAUCACAUUUCAGACUGUUCGAGUAAGUUUAAACUGCUAGAGCAUGCUCUGCGCGAUGCCAAGAUGGUGGAGACUUGUAUUGUGAAAGAAAAGCAAGAUUAUAAGCAGAAAUUGAAGGCACUUAAGAUUGAAGUUAAUAAACUAAAAGAGGACCUCAACGAAAAGACAACAGAAAAUAAUGAGCAACGAGAAGAGAUCAUUCGCCUCAAGCAAGAGAAAAGUUGCCUGCACGAUGAAUUGGUUUUCACAGUAGAGAGAGAAAAGAGGAAAGACGAAUUGCUUAAUAUUGCGAAGUCAAAGCAAGAACGCACAGAUUCAGAACUGCACAAUCUGAGACAGAUUUAUGUAAAACAACAGAGUGAUCUGCAGUUUCUUAAUUUCAAUGCGGAAAAUUCUCAGGAAUUAAUACAGAUGUAUGAUUCAAAGAUGGAGGAAUCAAAGGCUCUAGACUCCAGCAGAGACAUGUGUUUAUCAGACCUUGAAAAUAACUACCCAAAAGUCGAUAUUAAGAGGGAAAAAAAUCAGAAGUCACUGUUUAAGGACCAGAAAUUUGAAGCCAUGUUGGUUCAGCAGAAUAGGUCAGACAAGAGCUCUUGUGAUGAAUGCAAAAAGAAACGGCUGAUCAAUACUGCCUUCGGGGAGAAAAGUGUAAUUACGCUGUCGUCCAUAUUUACAAAAGACUUAGUAGAGAAACGCAAGUCUUGGCCUCUGGGAGGAAAAGCCCAGAUUGAACCCGAAAACAAAAUUACACUGUGCAAGAUCCAUGCAAAAUCACCAAAAUGUCACGGAACUGGGGUUCAGAACGAAGAAAAACAACCCUCAGAAACGCCCACUUUAUCUGAUGGGAAGCAGUGGCACGACGUCAGUGUUUACCUGGGCCUGACCAGCUGUCCAAGUUCAAAACAACCAGAAAAGCUGGAUGUAGAAUGUCAAGAUCAGAUGGAAAGCUCCGAAAUCUCAUGCUGCCAGAAAAAUGAAGCCUGUCUGGGUGAAAGUGGCAUGUGUGACUCCAAGUGCUGCCACCCAAGUAACUUCAUAAUUGAAGCCCCAGGCCACAUGUCUGACGUGGAGUGGAUGAGUAUUUUCAAACCUUCCAUGAUGCAGAGAAUUGUCCGCCACAAAUCUGGGUGCACGUGUUCAGAAAGCAUCCGUGGGACAAGACGUGAUUCCCUGGCCAGUGAGCUAAUUGCCAUCCAAGAUCCCCACUCUUUGGGCUCUUCAAAAGCUGUCUUGAGAGAAGAUGAGACAGAGUCCCCUUCCGAAAAAAAGAACUCACCUAAGAGUUUGUUAAUCUACGAAGAGGCACCAACACUCAAUGAAAAGGCUUCAAUUGUGUUGUCCUCCCAGGAUGAAUUCUCACCCACGAGCAAGCUCCAGCGUUUGCUGGCCGAGUCUCGUCAGAUGGUGACGGACCUGGAGCUGAGCACGCUGCUGCCCAUCAGCCAUGAGAAUCUCACUGGCAGCGCCAUGAAUAACUCGGAGGUCCCAGAAGAGUCAGCUCAAAAAAAUACCUUUGUCAGUUACUGAAGGAAACAAAAGGCAACUUCAGUAUUCAUCAGGAUCGUGG
Molecule: messenger RNA, 3198 nt
Organism: Sapajus apella (tufted capuchin)
Lineage: Eukaryota; Metazoa; Chordata; Mammalia; Primates; Cebidae
Gene: CCDC62
Product: coiled-coil domain containing 62
Exons: 12
Coding region: 1110-3158 (682 amino acids)
Source: RefSeq, a predicted model, not a curated record